UGGUGGUGCGCUGUCCAGCAUUUCAGCAAUCGGCAGCGGCGCCCGAGGGAAGACGGGGGCGCCGGGCCGUGGGGAAGCCACAGAGCUGCCUUGUCAAGCAAAAGACCGGGGACAAACCGGACCUGGAAGCCCGGCUCCAGCACCCAGAAGACUACAGAGGUCAGCGGGGAGGGCCUGCGGCCGAGGACCGCUGUCAUGUCCUCCACCGUGAACAACGGGGCCGCCGGCAUGCCAUCCCCGCCCGACGCCGCCAACGGCUUCCCGCAGCCCGGCGCUUCGUCCGGGACCUGGCCGCGCGCGGAGGAGGAGCUGCGCGCCGCCGAGCCCGGCUUGGUGAAGCGCGCGCACCGGGAGAUCCUGGACCAUGAACGCAAGCGGCGCGUGGAGCUCAAGUGCAUGGAGCUGCAGGAGAUGAUGGAGGAGCAGGGGUACUCCGAGGAGGAGAUCCGGCAGAAGGUCGGGACCUUCCGGCAGAUGCUGAUGGAGAAGGAGGGAGUACUGACCAGGGAGGACCGGCCUGGGGCCCACAUAGUGGCAGAGACCCCGCGGAGGAUGGACGGCUUGGAGCCGGGCCUAGAGUACCCACCCUUCGAUGAGGACGAUGGCCCGGUGGAUUGCGACUGCCCGGUCGCCUGUUACCGCGGGCACCGGGGAUACAGGACCAAGCACUGGUCCAGCAGCUCCGCAUCGCCCCCUCCCAAGAAGAAGAAGAAAAAGAAAGGCAGCCAUCGGAGGAGCCGCAAAAAGAGGAGGCUAGAGUCAGAAUGCAGCUGUGGGAGUGCUUCCCCCCUGCGCAAGAAGAAGAAGGGUGUAAAGAGGCACCGCAGAGAUAGGUCUGAUUCUGGGUCCCGGAGGAAGAGGCGAUACAGAUCUCGAAGCCUCAAGAGCAAAAGAAAAGAGAGAAACAAAGAACGCAAGAGGCCUCACACUGAAUCCCCAGGCCGAAGGUCUCACCACCGCAGCAGCAUCAGUUCCCACAGCCCUUCGAUGACCUCACACUACAGCGAUUCCGGAUCACCCAGCAGGCUGAGCCCCAAGCAUCGAGGUGACGGGCGGAAGACGGGCAACCAGCGAUCCAGCGGGAGCCGGUCGCCGUCCCCAUCGGGCGGCAGCGGAUGGGGGUCGCCCCAACAGAACGGAGGCAGCAGGCAGCGGAGCGGAGCGCACGGGGGCCGCCCCGGCUCGGCGCACAGCCCGCCGGAUAAGCCUAGUUCGCCCCGGGCCUGCGACAAGGUGGCCGCCGCGCCCACGCCGCCCGCGCGUGGGAAAGACAGCCAGCCGCGCUCCGCGCCGUCGUCGCAGGGCCGGGGCCGCGCGGCGGGAGGGGCGGCCAGGCGCCGUCGCCGGCGGAGGAGGAGGCGGCGAUCGCGAUCCUCGGCCAACGCGCCCCGCCGCAGGGGACGCCGGCGUGCCAAGCCCGCGCCGCCCCGGGGCUCGUCCCGCUCGCUCAGCGGGGCUCACUCCAGCAGCGAGUCGGGUGGCGGCGCCCCGGGUCCAGGGCCCGAACCGGGCUCGGAGAGAGGCCACAGCGGCCACGGGAAAAGGGCAAAGGAGCGAGCCCCGCGCGCGCGGCCCACAAGCACCUCGCCAUCUCCAGGCGCGCACGGCCGGCGGGGUGGCCCGGAGGGGAACAGCUCAUCACGCAGCCCUGGCCCCCAUCCGGGGUCCUGGAGCUCCAGCCGCUCACCGUCCAAAUCCCGCUCACGCUCCCCAGACAAAAGGACCCGCAGCCCCAGCCUCUCCCCGUCGCCCAAGAAACCUCUUGGCAGGGACAAGGACAGCGAAGGCCGUGCGAGGCAUGCCGAGGCUGAGGCCGCCCGCACCCGACGUCGCUCCCGCAGCUACUCGCCGAUCCGAAAGCGGCGCCGUGACUCGCCCAGUUUCAUGGAGCCAAGGCGCAUCACCAGUGCCCGGAAGCGCCCCAUCCCCUACUACCGACCCAGCCCCUCCUCUUCCUCCAGCUGCUUGAGCAGUGACCACUCCAGCCGGAGCCACAGCCGGAGCCCCAGCCCGGGCCACAGCCACGGAAGCUACAGCAGCCGCAGCCACGGGACUCGCAGCCGCUCCUGCAGCGCCUCCCGGAGCCGCAGUCCCAGCUACCACAGCAGCUCUGAGAGCGGGGGCUUCUGAGUCCAGACGGACCCAUCUGGGGUUAGGAGACCCUGGCACAAGGAGAGGCUGGGGACCUGAGACCUGGGAAGGAGGGGUCUGUACCCCCAGACUGCUACAGAGGUCCCGGGGUGGGGGGCGGGGCCGCACCGGGGCAAGCGGGGACUCGGGAAGAGCUUCUUCUUUGGUGGGUGUCCCACCCACAAGGAGGAAUCCAAUUGUCUUGUCCCUCAAGUGUGCCCAUCCCCAUGCCCUGCCCACCCACCACGUCCAGGGAACAAAGAGCCUUUGCGAACACAGGGAUUAGGUCACCAUGCCCCCCUUCUGCCUGAGGCCAGCUUACCAGCCUGGGGCCCAUUGCCUGGUUACGGCACAAGAGUCCACUGCUGGCUGUCACCUCACCUCAGCUCAGUGGACUCCUGCACAGCUUGGAGGGCGCCAAGCCCGGGACCUUCCCCUCCUCUUUAUCUCGCACGGGGUGAAUCUGCAAAGGGCAAAGCAAGCUGGCUCUAGAAGGGAAGGGCGGCCCACCUAACUCUCGGUGUGUUGCCAGGCAGGGCGAGACGUUGGCACUUGGCCCCGUCUCUCUCCCUGGCCCUCACAUCAAGCCGUAGGCCAAGGCCACACCUCCCAGGCCUUCAUCAGCACAAGAGGUGGCACAGGCCACCUUUGUAUCUAACCCUGAAGUCAAGAGCGGAGAUUCAGGGGCUGGGGACGUAGCUCAGUUGGUAGAGUGCUUGCCUAGCAUGCAUGAAGUCCUGGGUUCCACCCCAAACACAGUAUAAAACCGCGCAUGCUGGUGCACGCCUGUAAUCCCAGCACUCUGGAGGUAGAGGCAGGGGACCGGGAGUUCAAGGUCAUCGUAGGCUACAUAGUGAGUUUGAAUCCAGCCUGGGGUACAGGAGACCCUGUCUCAAAGGUGAGGGAGAGAGAGAGUCGGGGGAUUCAGGUCAGAAGAUAAAAAAGAACACGGGUAGAAAGCCGGGAAUUUUUUUUUUUUUAGCAUGGGCCCAAACAGUGCAGUCAGAUGACGAGGCAGGUCAAGGCCGGGAGACAGACAGCGACUGCUGUCGGAAUCAUGGGCCACGUGACAGACAGCUCCUGGUCACAAGCCUAGGCUAGCAUGCAGAGCACUUCGGAGCCUGCCGAGGGAGAACUCGCUACCAGGCCUUGAUGGGUCAGGGUUGGUCAGGGCUUUCGGAACAGGAGUGGUGGGUUCCAGCCAAAGCCCCCAGCCUGGAGCAUGAUGGGGAAGCAGCGGCCCCCUCUCUGGCCCUCUUCUGCGGCACCCAGCCCUCCCCCUGCUGGGGCCCUCAGGGAUCUCGAAGUCUUCCGUGGCCCAAUAGGGCAGAUGCCCUGGGCUCUGGUGGGGGAGGGGGGGAGUCUGGGGUCUGAUCCGGGUUCCCACCCUCUCUCAGUUUCCCCUUCCCUCUUUCUCCGCAGUGCGGGAAAAAAAUUGGACUGUAAUAAAUACACUAGGUGCCCGGA
Molecule: messenger RNA, 3597 nt
Organism: Peromyscus leucopus (white-footed mouse)
Lineage: Eukaryota; Metazoa; Chordata; Mammalia; Rodentia; Cricetidae
Gene: Srrm3
Product: serine/arginine repetitive matrix 3
Molecular function (GO): mRNA binding
Source: RefSeq, a predicted model, not a curated record